AUGUCUCAUCAAUUACAAAGCCUUGAUGAAGCAAUGUCUAACAUGCAGAUGUACGGUUACUACGUAUCUGAGAAGUGGCUUCAUGAGAUUGCUCUUUCCUUCCUCGCCAAGCUACAUCCCGACAUUUCCGAAACCAAGGCCGUGACCAAUGCCAGGGGAAACCCUAGUUACAGCUUCAGAAAGACCUUCCACAUUCACUCACUGUCAACUGCAUAUGCAAUCCUGCCUCCUGGACAGAUAGUUCCAGCAGAAUGCAUGUUUAAAGGUGCCGUUCACGUGCUGUACAUCUUCAACGACCAGCCUUACAGUUAUCGUUACCGCCCUACUCAGAAACAAGUUGAUGAACUCACUAGGUUCAUGGGCAGAGAGCCACAGUGGGGUCAAGUUCGGUAUCGUCUAGGGUCCAAAAAACCUAGACUAGGCACGCAGCUCCUGAGCGACGAGCAUCUCGGAUUAAGAAUGCGCUCGUUGAAAUCCUCGUCGAUCGAUACUGUGACAAACUUCGAUUGGCCAACGCGGAUGAUAGACGUCAUGAUCAACAUGGAUUUGGUGAAUGUUAUAGAAACAUUAACAAUAGUACAUACCUCAGCACGGAGUGUUGGCGUUUGGCCGGUUGUUUGUAAGGUCAUCGAACCGCAACACAAGCUUCAUCAGCGCCGAGGCGAGUACCAAACCCAUGAAAAAGUCGAUGAGGGCUGA
Molecule: messenger RNA, 699 nt
Organism: Suillus bovinus
Lineage: Eukaryota; Fungi; Basidiomycota; Agaricomycetes; Boletales; Suillaceae
Exons: 5
Coding region: 1-699 (232 amino acids)
Source: RefSeq, a predicted model, not a curated record